This is a messenger RNA of Ilex paraguariensis (yerba mate), 165 nucleotides long. Lineage: Eukaryota; Viridiplantae; Streptophyta; Magnoliopsida; Aquifoliales; Aquifoliaceae. The record is from the annotation of a GenBank genome assembly.
AUGUUACGUUUCCCUACUAGUGAAGAGAUAGUCGGGAUUCAUGGAGACCAAGUUACUUCUAAGCAGUGCCUUAAGUCACAACAGGUGUUCAUAGCUGAUGAAGAGCUCCCCCUUCUUAAGGACGUAGGGGUGAAGCCUAAAGACAAGUCAAUCAAAGAACUGCAG